GUGGUGAAACUGCAGGAGGAACAGGUUUGGAAGGCACAGGUGACAGAGUUUGCCACUGCGUUGGAUGUAGGGUGUGAGAGAAAGACAGGAGCCAAGAACGACUUCAAGGGUUCAAGCCUGAAAAACUGGUUGAAUGAAUUUGCCAUUUCCCAGGUGGUGAAACUGCAGGAGGAACAGAUCAUCCGAAAAGCCCUUACUGAGGAAAAACGUGUCUCAACAAAAACAUCAGCUGCAGAUCUCGUGACAGAAACGGAUCACCUUGUGGAAGAUUUAAUUAUUUCUGAAUUGCGAAAGAGUUUUCCUACACACAGGUUCAUCGCAGAAGAGGCCGCAGCCUCUGGGGCCAAGUGUGUGCUCACCCACAGCCCAACCUGGAUCAUUGACCCCAUCGAUGGCACCUGCAACUUUGUGCACAGGUUCCCAACCGUGGCAGUCAGCAUCGGGUUUGCUGUUCACCAGGAGCUUGAAUUUGGAGUGAUUUACCACUGCACAGAGGAGCGACUGUACACGGGCCGGAGGGGCCGGGGUGCCUUCUGUAAUGGCCAGCGGCUCCGGGUCUCCGGGGAGACAGAUCUCUCAAAAGCCUUGGUUCUAACAGAAAUUGGCCCCAGACGUGACCCUGCCACCCUGAAACUGUUCCUGAGCAACAUGGAGCGGCUGCUCCACGCCAAGGCUCAUGGGGUCCGUGUGAUCGGAAGCUCCACCUUGGCGCUCUGCCACCUGGCCUCAGGGGCAGCAGAUGCUUACUACCAGUUUGGCCUGCACUGCUGGGACCUGGCAGCUGCCACAGUCAUCAUCAGAGAGGCGGGCGGCAUUGUGAUGGACACUUCGGGUGGACCCCUUGACCUCAUGUCUUGCAGAGUGGUUGCUGCUGGCACCCGCGAGAUGGCGAUGCUCAUAGCUCAGGCCUUACAAACUAUUAACUAUGGGCGGGACGACGAGAAGUGAGAG
Molecule: messenger RNA, 951 nt
Organism: Galeopterus variegatus (Sunda flying lemur)
Lineage: Eukaryota; Metazoa; Chordata; Mammalia; Dermoptera; Cynocephalidae
Gene: IMPA2
Product: inositol(myo)-1(or 4)-monophosphatase 2
Exons: 8
Biological process (GO): signal transduction; phosphatidylinositol phosphate biosynthetic process; inositol metabolic process
Molecular function (GO): inositol monophosphate 1-phosphatase activity
Source: RefSeq, a predicted model, not a curated record